GCAUGCCAAUCAGAUAAGAGUACAUAGCCCAUUUUAAAUGUAAUCCACGGCACUUCUCUGUCUUCCUAAAUUGGUGUUUAAUUAGAGACCAUGCUCUCGCUGCGUUAUUCUGAUCUCAAAGGAGCCACGGCUGAGCUGUGUUAGCCGAAGGAGUCCUCCGAGGCAGCUCACGGUUUAGCCCCGGGAAGGCCGUGGCAUCCAGAGCUGUCUGUGUGUGGAGAGGCGCCCCGCCAUUUUCGGAUCGCACCUUCCACUCACGCCUCCGCGGGCCGCCCCACCGGGGCAGCCGCUCUGCGGGCUCUCCGAGACCUGCCCGGGCGGGACGUGUGCCAGCUCGGGCCCCUCUUCUCGCCUGACAGCCACAGCGGCGUCCGGCUGGCAGUGAGGACCGCCACCAUGGCGACCCGCCCCGCCUUCUCCUCAGGGCGGCCGGGAGACUCCGCCCCGCCGCCGCCCCACAAUCCUCUGCUCUCCGGCCCUCGCAAGAUGGCGCCGCUGGGGGCUCCGCGGAGCCUGGCGGCGGCCGCCUCCUGCAAGCGACGCCUGCUGGCCCUCGCCCUGCUGCGGCCUCCGGCGGCCGCCGCCGCCUGCGCGCAGGGCUGGCUUGCGGGGAGCGGGCGGUCGCGGGCUCGCGCGGCCCCGGGGAGCGGCCAGAUUCCACCAAUCUGCAAGCAAAGAUCAUGGCACAUUCUGGGGGGAGAUUAUUCAAGGCCGUUAUUAGAGGCUUCAGAGAUUCUCCCGAGGUGGCGACUGAUGGAAAAGAGAAUGUGCUGGCAUGGUCAUGCAGGUGGAGGGCUUCACACAGAUCCAAAGGAAGGGCUGAAGGAGAUCGAUGCCAAAAAGAUUAUCAGAGCAAUGUUGUCUUAUGUGUGGCCCAAAGACAGACCAGACCUGCGAGCCAGAGUAGCCGUAUCUCUGGGGUUCUUGGCAAGUGCAAAGGCCAUGAAUAUAUUGGUUCCCUUCAUGUUUAAAUACGCAGUGGACAACCUCAACCAGGUAUCUGGGAACGUACUCAACCUCAGCGCGGCUCCAAAUACAGUGGCAACGGUGGCAACGGCUGUUCUCAUUGGCUAUGGUAUCUCAAGAGCUGGGGCGGCGUUAUUUAAUGAAGCUAGAAAUGCAGUAUUUGGGAAAGUAGCUCAAAAUUCAAUCAGAAGGAUAGCAAAGAAUGUUUUCCUGCAUCUUCAUAACCUGGAUUUGGCGUUCCAUCUAAGUAGGCAAACCGGAGCUCUGUCAAAAACCAUCGACAGAGGAACAAGAGGCAUCAGUUUUGUUCUUAGCGCUUUAGUAUUCAAUCUGGGACCUACCAUGUUUGAAGUGGCACUGGUCAGUGGAAUUCUGUAUUACAAAUGUGGUGCAGAGUUUGCUUUAGUAACUCUGGGGACACUGGGAGCCUAUGCAGCAUUCACGAUAGGAAUUACGCAGUGGAGGACUAAGUUUCGAAUAGAAAUGAACAAAGCAGAUAACGAUGCAGGUAAUGCUGCAAUUGACUCGCUACUAAAUUAUGAAACUGUGAAGUAUUUCAAUAAUGAAAAAUAUGAAGCCCAACGGUAUGACGAAUUCUUGAAGAGAUAUGAAAAUGCCUCCCUGAAGACUACCUCUACUUUAGCUCUGCUGAACUUUGGGCAGAGUGCUAUAUUUAGCAUUGGCUUAACGGCCAUCAUGGUGCUUGCUAGCCAGGGCAUUGUUGCAGGCAGCCUUUCUGUUGGAGAUCUAGUAAUGGUGAAUGGAUUGCUGUUCCAGCUUUCUCUUCCCCUAAACUUCCUGGGAACAGUAUACAGAGAGACAAGACAAGCACUUAUAGAUAUGAAUACCUUGUUUACACUUCUCAGUGUAGAUACCAAAAUUAAAGACAAAGAGCUGGCUCCGCCCCUGCAGAUCACACCACAAACGGCUGCCAUCGCCUUUGAUAAUGUGCAUUUUGAAUACCUUGAGGGGCAGAAAGUCCUUGCUGGAGUCUCUUUUGAAGUCCCUGCAGGAAAGAAAGUGGCCAUUGUAGGAGGUAGUGGGUCAGGGAAAAGCACAAUUGUGAGAUUAUUAUUUCGUUUCUAUGAACCUCAAAAAGGAAAUAUUUAUGUUGCUGGACAGAACAUACAAGAUAUCAGUUUGGAAAGUCUGAGAAAGGCAAUAGGAGUUGUACCUCAGGAUGCUGUUCUCUUCCACAAUACUAUCUAUUAUAAUCUGCUCUACGGCAAUAUCGGUGCAACGCCAGAACAGGUAUAUGCAGUAGCAAAGUUGGCAGGAAUCCACGAUGCUAUUCUUCGAAUGCCGAAUGGUUACAACACUCAGGUUGGUGAACGAGGACUCAAGCUCUCAGGAGGAGAAAAGCAGAGAGUUGCAAUUGCUAGAGCAAUGCUAAAGGAGCCACCUAUUUUUCUCUAUGAUGAAGCCACAUCAUCUUUAGAUUCAAUUACAGAAGAGAACAUUCUCAAUGCCAUGAGGGACAUGGUGAAGCACCGGACAUCGGUUUUCAUCGCUCACAGGUUGUCGACAGUAGUUGACGCCGAUGAAAUCAUUGUGCUGGAUCAGGGUAAAGUUGUGGAACGCGGUAGACACGCAGACCUCCUUGCGAGUCCUAACAAUCUCUACUACGAAAUGUGGCACACGCAGAGCAGCAAAGUACUAAAUAGCCACAACAAUCCAAAUUGGGAAGAGAGAAAUAAUCGGAUGUCCAAAGAGGAGGAAAGGAAGAAACUAGAAGAAGAAGUUAUGAACAGCGUGAAAGGCUGUGGAAACUGUUCGUGCUAAGUGUGAUCCUGGAUUAAUCUUCUAGAACAGGUUAAAACUGCACAAGAUUACAAUGACACGCAGCUCUUGUUUCUAAAAAACUUUCAGCAUUCAAAAACUUCCUGGGUUUUGCAGUUUUUGGGUUUUACAUUUCUCAGAGGGACAUAAUUUCAACCAAAGGAGUUCUAUUUUUACAUCUUUAGAAAUCUCUAUUAUUCAGUGGCAUCUGCAAGAGCUGAGCUUUUUCAAAAACUUUAAACUUCUCAACUGAGAGUGUAAUUUAUGGCAAUUUUAGGCAUUGGUAAGUUCUCCUGGUAGUCGCUUGAGGUGGAUUAUUCGAUUGUAAACAGAUUUGUCCUUGGUUUAUCUUAUUUCUCAUCGUUAAUGAUUGAUAAAUAUGUCAUGUUUUAAUUGCAAUUGGGCUAAUUUUGAACUCAUUUGCUAGUGAGGAAGAUGCAAUUUUAAAUUCUUCAGUGCAGUUCUGGUUUAAAACAUUCUUCCUUGUAAAGAAUAAGAAAAGCCUCAACAAAAUAUUAGAGGUUUCUAAUAGCAAACUAAAUAUUGGAAUUACCUGUUUCACCCUGCAAAAACACCUUUCACCCGGGACUAUCAGGAAAUGUAUUGGUAUUAUUCUAAAAAAAACCCUAACAGUAUUUUUAAGAGCUUGCAAAAAUCUGGAAUUGACAAAAUAUUGUGUGACUUCACAGAAAACAUCAAAAAUGUUAUAUGUAAAUAUGAAGAAUCGGAAGUUUCCCUUAAAUGAAAAAAAACCUCCAAGUUCAGGAUUCUGUGUCCUCAACAUCUGCUGUAGUAGUCAAAGCGGAAUACAGUCACUUUUUCUAUUUCAGUCAUGGACUUAGGGAGCAAUUAAGAUUCAAUAAAGACUUCCAUAAAUUUC
This is a messenger RNA of Chroicocephalus ridibundus (black-headed gull), 3625 nucleotides long. It is a transcript of the gene ABCB7, whose product is annotated as ATP binding cassette subfamily B member 7. Bases 397 to 2748 code for a protein of 783 amino acids. The transcript is spliced from 16 exons. The record is from RefSeq and is a predicted model, not a curated record. Gene Ontology annotation, cellular component: mitochondrial inner membrane. Lineage: Eukaryota; Metazoa; Chordata; Aves; Charadriiformes; Laridae. Gene Ontology annotation, biological process: intracellular iron ion homeostasis; transmembrane transport. Gene Ontology annotation, molecular function: ABC-type transporter activity; ATP hydrolysis activity; ATP binding.